Molecule: messenger RNA, 4539 nt
Organism: Nerophis lumbriciformis (worm pipefish)
Lineage: Eukaryota; Metazoa; Chordata; Actinopteri; Syngnathiformes; Syngnathidae
Product: ephrin type-A receptor 7-like
Biological process (GO): ephrin receptor signaling pathway; protein phosphorylation; axon guidance
Cellular component (GO): dendrite; plasma membrane
Molecular function (GO): transmembrane-ephrin receptor activity; protein binding; ATP binding
Source: RefSeq, a predicted model, not a curated record
GGCUCUCUCUCCACACCUACACACACACACACACACACCCCGGGAUCAGUGCGCCUCUGCUGCGGAGCUUUGCGCGCUGGCAGGCCGGAGAGAGAUGACAACAGCCCCGCGGAACUGGCCAGACAAACAUGGAUCCCCGUAAAACGCUGAUUUCGGUGCUUUGGAUAUUAAUUCUGAACCCUUUGGAAGACUGCCGCGCGGAGGAAGUGGUGCUGCUGAAUUCUAAAGAGACACAAGCAGAACUGGGCUGGACCUCAUUUCCCCCCAAUGGGUGGGAGGAGAUAAGUGGCGUGGAUGAAAAGUACAAGCCCAUCCGGACCUACCAGGUGUGCAACGUGAUGGAGCCCACCCAGCAGAACAACUGGCUGCAGACCGGGUGGGUGGCGCGGCGAGGAGGCCAGCGCAUCUUCGUGGAGCUCCAGUUUACGCUCCGCGACUGCAACAGCAUUCCCGGCGUGGCCGGCACCUGCAAGGAGACCUUCAACCUCCUUUACGUCGAGUCGGACCGGGACCUGGGCGGCGUGACCCGGGAGGACCGCUACACCAAGAUCGACACCAUCGCCGCCGACGAGAGCUUCACGCAGGGGGAUUUGGGCGAACGAAAGAUGAAGCUGAACACAGAAGUGCGAGAGAUCGGCCACCUCAACCGCCGGGGCUUCCACCUCGCCUUCCAGGACGUCGGCGCCUGCGUGGCCCUGGUGGCCGUGCGGGUGUACUACAAGCGCUGCCUGGCCACCGUCCAGAACUUGGCCAUCUUCCCCGACACGGUGGCGGAGGCGGCCUUUUCCACGCUGGUGGAGGUGCGCGGCAGCUGCGUCAACAACUCCGAGGUGGACGCCGACAGCCCUCCCAGGAUGCAUUGCAGCGCCGAGGGCGAGUGGCUGGUGCCGAUCGGGAAGUGCAGCUGCAGCGCGGGCUACGAGGAGGGUCACAGCAGCUGCGAAGCGUGUCCCCCGGGAUCAUACAAGAUGUCCUCCAGGCAGCAGGAGUGCUUCCCGUGCCCUGCAAACAGCGUCGCCGAGGAUGAGGGCUCAGUGGCGUGCGUGUGCGAGGAGGACCACUUCAGAACCCCCCUGGACUCGCCCUCCUCACCGUGCACACGUCCUCCCUCACCACCUCGAGACUUGGUCUACACCCUGAAGCAGUCGACUCUCAUCUUGGAAUGGGGCGCGCCAUCAGACACGGGUGGCAGAGUCGAUCUGACCUACACCGUGGGCUGCCGGCGGUGCGCCGGCCGGCAGUGCGAGCCCUGCGGGGCGAGCAUCGGCUUCGUGCCUCAGCAGGUGGGCCUGGCGGAGAGAACGGUGACCGUGGUCAAUCUCCUUCCCAACACCAACUACACCUUCACCGUGGAAGCUUUGAAUGGCGUGUCGGAGCUGCUGCCCGGCAAGAGGUUCUACGCCCAGGUCAACGUGUCGACAAGCUUGCCUGCGUCAUCUCUGGUCAGUCAACUCCGAGCCGAGAAGAUUGAGGAGAAGAGCAUCACGCUGGUGUGGAGGCAGCCUUCGUCGCCAAACAGCAGCAGGACGGAAUAUGAAGUCAAGUACUAUGAAAAGGAGCAAAAGGACCAGAGUUAUUCCACCAUGAAAACGGCCGCCACCCGGAUCAGCGUCAACAACCUGAAAGCCGGCACCACCUACGUCUUCCUCAUCCGUCCCUUCACCACGCCCGCGCCCUCCUCAUCCCUGGCUUCGUCCCCUCUCUCCUCCUCCUCCUCCUCCUCCACGUAUCCCUCGUCCUCAUCUUCCUCGUCCUCCUCGUCCUCGUCUCCUCCUCCCAUCGACUACGGAGCCUACAGCGCUCCCCUGGAGCUGCAGACUCUGGGAGAGUUGGCUCUAGCGUCCAGUGAACAGAGUCCAGUGGUGAUCAUCGCCAUCGUGUCGGUGGCAGCGCUCGUCAUGCUCCUCUCCAUGGGAGUGGGACUGCACAUCUGGAGAAGACAAUGCGGCUACAGCAAAGCCUCUCAAGAGGGAGACGAGGAACUUUACUUCCAAUUCAAGAUUCCCACACGAAGAACCUACAUUGACCCGGAGACUUGCGAGGACCUGCUGCAGGCGGUCCAUGCCUUUGCCAAGGAGUUGGACAACUCCAGCAUCAAGAUAGAAAGGAUUGUUCACACAGGCGACUUUGGGGAGGUGUGUCGCGGCUGCCUCAAGCUGCCGAGCAAGAGAGAGCUGCCGGUGGCCAUCAAGACGCUGCGAGCGGGCUGCUCGGAGAAACAGCGGCGUUUAUUCCUCAGCGAGGCCGGCAUCCUGGGCCAGUUUGACCACUCCAACAUCAUCCGGCUGGAGGGCGUGGUCACCAGCGGUAACACCAUGAUGAUCAUCGUGGAGAGCAUGUCUAAUGGAGCCUUAGACUCCUUCCUGAGGAAACACGAGGGUCAGCUGAGCGUAAUGCAGCUGAUGGAUAUGCUGACUGGUGUGGCGUCGGGGAUGAAGUACCUCGCCGAAAUGGGCUUUGUUCACAAGCGCCUGGCUGCACACAAGGUUCUGGUGAACGCCAACCUGGGCUGCAAGGUGUCUGGCUUCAGACCUCUUCAAGAGGACAAAAUAGAGGCUAUCUACACGACCCUGCACGGAGGGAAGAGCGUGGUGCUGUGGACCGCUCCAGAGGCCAUCCAGUAUCACCGCUUCUCCUCGGCUUCAGAUGUCUGGAGCUUUGGUAUCGUCAUGUGGGAGGUCAUGUCCUACGGGGAGAGGCCCUACUGGGAUAUGGGCAACCAGGAUGUGAUCAAGGCCAUCGAGGACGGAUUCAGGCUGCCUGCGCCGGUGAACUGUCCUCCACAUCUGCAUCAGUUAAUGCUGGACUGCUGGCAGAAGGAGAGAACAGAGAGACCCAGCUUUAGUCAGAUACACUCAGCGCUCAGCAAGAGCAUCCGCUCCCCGGACGCCAUCGGCUCCUCCACGUUGGCACGAAGGACUCUGAGUUCUUCAAUUACACUAGCAGAAAGGCCUCUCCCCACCUUCCCGUCGUUUAACUCGGUAGGAGAGUGGCUGGACGCUGUGGACAUGGGCCGAUACAAGGACAACUUCACUGCCGCAGGAUACUGCUACUUGGAGUCGGUGGCACGGAUGACUGUACAAGACGUACUAAGUCUGGGCAUCACUUCCCUGGAGCACCAGAAGCUGAUCCUGACCGCCAUCCAGACCCUGAGGGCCCAAGUCAUCCAAAUGCACGGACGGGGGGUGCAAGUGUAACCGACCGUCACCCGCAGACCACUACUGGGCACGUGCGGACGUGGACGACGGGGGAGGGAGGGGGGGGGGCGGAGAAGAGGCAAGAGAGACUACCGUACGUCUUUCCACGUGAAGGACACAUGAAAAGACCUCCUCCGAAUCACUCCCGAUUCCUUCCUUCCUUUCUUUUUUUUUUUACUACCAAGCCCCUCAGAGACCAGGUGAUUGGGGGAUGGAUGGGAGGAGCGAUGUCAUGUGACAAAAACUUUCAGCAGAAUCGGGAUGAUUCUCGCGAAGACGGACUACUUUUUCCCUUUACCAUUGUUAGGUUUUUUUCCCCACCCCAAGUACUGUUUUAGUGGGGACCCCCCCCUCCCCCCCUCCCCCCCACCACCACCGUCUGGUUUCACUUUGAACAACACCAAGAUGCAAAUUAGCGUCGCCGAAUGCCAGAAGUGAUCUCGUAUCAGAUGGCGAAGGAAUAUUAAAAAACGGCAGGCGUGUAAUCCGCACUCGGAGCGGCAGCUGUCGGUCGUUACGGAGCCUGAGCGGCCCCCGUGCAAAGAGGCUCCAACACAUUUGAAUUUGGUGGGUAAACGAGGCCUGCAAAAACACUUUAAACCCGACGGGGGGGCUUGAUCGACUAAUUUUUCAGGAAUAUCCGAGCGCUCUUCUUGUUCCUCCUCAGAACUGCUGAUGGCUGGAGUGGAAAGAGUCGUGUGUUUGAUCACCCAUAAGUUAAGUCCUCGUCCUCCUUUUUAUUCUUCUUAUCUUUCCCCUCAAACUGUGUCUGGUACGUGCUAAUGAAAUAUUUACCUCCCUUUUAGCCUCAAGGUCAUCUUAAUCUUUCAUAUACUUAUUUUUAUUUGUCAAAACUGACUUAUCUUCUCCAAAGAGUACCGCGUUAAAACUGCUGUAUGUCAACAUGUUCAACACCACCACAAGACAGCGGUUCUCAAAGUUUUUCUCCAACUACCACCGUAAUGACCCAAACGGUAGCAAAGUAGUCCUAAGUAUUCAUUAAACAAAGUUAAAGUAUCACUGAUAGUCUCACACACACACACACUAGGUGUGGUGAAAUUACUCUCUGCAUUCGACCCGUCCCCUUGUUCCACGCCCUGGGAGGUGAGGGGAGCAGUGAGCAGCAGCGGGGGGCCACGCUCGGGAAUCAUUUCCAAUUCCAACCCUUGAUGCCGAGUGCCAAGCAGGGAGGUAGUGGGUCCCAAAAAGAAGGCAGAGGUUUUAUUUAACAAGUAUAUUUAAGAUUUUGGCCACACAGUUUGAACAGUAACACUGUUUGAUUAUAGGAAAAUCAAACGCUGUGAUUCUAUGGUGUGCCACAGUUUGAGAACCACUGGUUUAA